This is a messenger RNA of Lutzomyia longipalpis, 413 nucleotides long. RefSeq names its product 40S ribosomal protein S28 (gene RpS28b). Lineage: Eukaryota; Metazoa; Arthropoda; Insecta; Diptera; Psychodidae. Gene Ontology annotation, molecular function: structural constituent of ribosome. Gene Ontology annotation, cellular component: ribosome; cytosolic small ribosomal subunit. The record is from RefSeq and is a predicted model, not a curated record. The coding region runs from base 73 to 270 and encodes 65 amino acids. The transcript has 2 exons. Gene Ontology annotation, biological process: translation; ribosomal small subunit assembly; maturation of SSU-rRNA.
UUUCUUUCUUCCGGCGUUUCUGUGCCUGACAAGUCACACGUGUGAGAAAUUCUCUGAUUUUCGGGAAAAAUCAUGGAAAAGCCCGUUGUUUUGGCGCGUGUUAUCAAAGUCCUGGGACGUACUGGUUCCCAGGGACAGUGUACGCAAGUAAAAGUUGAGUUUAUCGGUGAGGUAAACCGACAAAUCAUCAGGAACGUCAAAGGUCCAGUCCGCGAAGGUGACAUCCUGACACUCCUGGAAUCGGAGAGAGAAGCAAGGAGACUUCGAUAAGUUCCCACUGUCUAUCUUCAUAUUCCUAAGUUAUGUCCGGACGAUGUUUGUGGAAUGGUUGAAAUUCAUUGACGAGGAAAUCACCAGCAGAGCAUUUUCAAUGCCAAAGGAAAAAGAAUAAACACCUUCUGGAUCAAAGACUA